Letharia columbiana is the source of this 795-nucleotide messenger RNA. RefSeq lists its product as uncharacterized. The record is from RefSeq and is a predicted model, not a curated record. Bases 1 to 795 code for a protein of 264 amino acids. Gene Ontology annotation, molecular function: FAD binding; monooxygenase activity. Gene Ontology annotation, biological process: secondary metabolite biosynthetic process. NCBI's taxonomy places the organism in Eukaryota, Fungi, Ascomycota, Lecanoromycetes, Lecanorales, Parmeliaceae. The transcript is spliced from 4 exons.
AUGCUUUACACGAGUCAGGGUGAUAGUGAAAGUGCAGUGACUUCCAGUGAACUGCCGAUCCCAUCCUAUCCAACCCGAAGUCUCAACUUUCUGAAGGCGUUGCCCAGAACAGGAGGGAGCGCCAAGGCAUCUUGCGAAAUCAACAACCUAAGUCCUUCUUCACUCGCUCUGAAUGUCUUAGUCGUGGGUGCUGGUCUCGGCGGCCUAGCCGUCGGGAUUGCGCUGGCACGAAAAGGUCAUGCGGUCACUAUAUUCGAGCAAGCGCCUCAGAUGGGUGAGGUUGGUGCCGGCAUACAAGUACCGUCCAAUGUCAGCAGGCUGCUCUUACGAUGGGGCCUGGGGCCUUUACUCGACGGCAAAGUUGUCGAGCCGAAGGAUAUAUCUUUUCGGCGUUGGAAGAAUGGCAACGUCAUUGGCUAUACGAACUUGGUUCCUCACUUUCACGACACAUUCGGGGCUCCGUACUACGUCGUUCACCGGGCUCAUCUCCACGAAUCAAUGCAAAGAUUGGCCAGGGAGCUUGGUGUUAGAAUCCUUACUGCGAGCAAAGUGAUGAAUUAUGACAUGGACGGCCCGUCUCUGACCCUCCAGGACGGAUCCACUUUCGGGGGAGACUUGAUAGUAGCGGCUGACGGAAUUAACUCUGUUUCCCGUAAAACGAUUCUAGAUGGCGUCGAUAGAGUUCCACUUAGAACAGGAUUCGCGGCUUAUCGGGCAACCGUAGGUGUCGAGAAAAUCAGAGAGGACCCUGCUGUCUCUUGGAUACUGGAGAAGCCAGGCAUGAAUGUCUGGUAA